Molecule: messenger RNA, 4209 nt
Organism: Platichthys flesus (European flounder)
Lineage: Eukaryota; Metazoa; Chordata; Actinopteri; Pleuronectiformes; Pleuronectidae
Gene: tmem184ba
Product: transmembrane protein 184ba
Exons: 9
Coding region: 318-1574 (418 amino acids)
Biological process (GO): transport
Molecular function (GO): transporter activity
Source: RefSeq, a predicted model, not a curated record
CCCAUGUAGGAGCGCAGAGGACUGACGGGCUCCGCGUCUGUAACUGCAGAAACUCCGACCGCUCAUGAAGUUAACGGACAGAAAAGCAGACUUUUAAUGACACCUCAGAGUUUAACACGAGACACAAACUUUCAGCGGGGGCCGGUGUGGGUUGUAGACGCAGGGGUCGAAGGGAAGGAUCAACCUGGAUGUCCGGGGAGCAACGGUGAACGAGAGUUACGGGCCGUUUGUGGGUUAUUUAUGGUCGCGAGUUUGUCCCGUGGAGGAUUUCGAAGCAGCGGCUUAUUAACCAGAUGUUGAGGCUGUGAAGGCGAGACAUGCUGCUGUCUGAGAGGCUGGGAGAAGACUCUCCGAUGGCCGCAGUGCCUGGCCCCCCGCCCACGCCGGCCCCGAUGGGCCCCAACAUUUCAUGGCUCCCUGAAGCCCCGAUCCUAACCCCAGAGCAGCCCAUCUUCCUCAUGACUCCUGCAGCUCAGGCUGUGUCGGGCUUCUUCGUGUGGACGGCGCUCAUCCUCACCUGUCACCAGAUCUACAUGCAUCUACGCUUUUACAGCUCGCCCAAGGAGCAGCGCCACAUCGUGAGGAUCCUCUUCAUCGUCCCCAUCUAUGCCUUUGACUCCUGGCUCAGCCUCCUCUUCUUCACCAACGACCAGUACUACGUGUACUUUGACACCGUCAGGGACUGCUACGAGGCCUUUGUGAUAUACAACUUCCUGAGUCUGUGCUACGAGUACCUCGGAGGAGAGAGCGCCAUCAUGGCUGAGAUCCGAGGGAAACCCAUCGAGUCCAGCUGUAUGUACGGCACCUGCUGUCUGAGGGGGAAGGCCUACUCCAUCGGCUUCCUGCGUUUCUGCAAGCAGGCCACUCUGCAGUUCUGCGUGGUCAAACCGCUCAUGGCCGCGGUCACCGUCGUCCUGCAGGCCUACGGCAAAUACAAGGACGGAGACUUCGAUGUUGCCAGUGGUUACUUGUACGUCAGCAUCGUCUACAACAUCUCCGUCAGCCUGUCUCUGUACGCCCUGUUCCUCUUCUACUUCUCCACGAAGGAGCUGCUGAGCCCGUACAGCCCCAUGCUCAAGUUCCUCAUGGUCAAGUCGGUCAUCUUCCUCUCCUUCUGGCAGGGCAUGCUGCUGGCCAUCCUGGAGAAGUCCGGCGCCAUCCCUCAGUUCAACUCGCUGGAGCUGUCCCUCGGCGAGGGCACGGUCGCCGCCGGUUACCAGAACUUCAUCAUCUGCAUCGAGAUGUUCUUCGCAGCGCUGGCCCUGCGACACGCCUUCACCUACAAGGUGUACAUGGACAAGAGCCUGGAUUCACAAGGACCUGUUCUGAAAUACGGAGAGUUUGGCCGCCGCGCCCCGAUGAAGAGCAUCUCCAGCAGCCUGAAGGAGACCAUGAACCCGGGCGACAUGGUCCAAGACGCCAUCCACAACUUCUCGCCGGCCUACCAGCAGUACACCCAGCAGUCGACGCUGGAGCAGGGGGCGCCGCCGGCCGUCUCCCGCACGCAGAGCGCCGUCAGCGCCCGCGGCGACACGGAGAAGACGCUCCUGCUCAGCUCUGAUGACGAGUUUUAAAACGGCACAAGCAGGCCGUGGUCGUAUCGCAGCUGAAUCUCAUUCAGACUGAGGUUUUAAUGGCGGAUGGUACUGGGUCCUCCUGUGCAGCAGGUCCUCUGUAGUGUGUGAUUGAUGGAGUCAUGUGUUUUGUUUUUACUUGUUUUUGGGAACUGCUAAUGAACUUAAGGACAUUGUUGCGUACACAUUUCCGUAGCCACACCUCCCGAGCAUUUGAUUUGGUUGGAAUUCUCUGAGCUGAUUUUGUGUUAAAACCACCGGCCACAAAAUACACAGGGUUGAUUUUGAUUCACACUUAUAUAUUUGACCUCAAAACAGAAGCUUGGAGAAGUUUAACUGCACAUUUCAGCUCCGUCUCGUUUUCCUUCUGUCAGAUGUGUUCAAAGAGGUUUUCUGGUUUUACUUCAGUCAUGAAAAUACUUGAAUUGUUGAGGAUUUUUUUAAAAGGGAAAUGGAAAAUAUUAAAGUUAUAAAAGUUUAGAACUUUUACUUUGAUAAACUCAAAGAAUAUUUAGAUAUUAAUUGACAUGAACAUGAUAAAUAAGUUGCUUUGCAAAUUUAUAUUUAUGUGCUUCAAACAGAAGCUGUGGCCAUUGUUGUGGCAUUAACGUUACGUAUGAUAUACAAUUAAUGAAAUGUGAUUGUGUGUUUUUUUUGGGGGAUUUUAAGGGACGUCCUUCACUGCAGUGAGGGAUCGGAUUUAGAGGGAAACUUGGUCGGAAACAUGGAUCAAUUUUGAUAUUGAUAUUGGAACAGAUAAGAGUGAGGCAGAGCAGAUUAUAGAUUAAACAGUGCAUCUGCUCCAGUGGGCAGCAAGAGUGAAGGGCAGCAGCAGCAGCAGCAGGGGCGUAAUUGAGACGUUAUUUGAACGGCAGGGAUUAAAGCUUGAGCUGGUUCCCUCAGACAGUCGACCUCUGCAGGUCACCAUGUAGGUUAACAGGAUCAAGGGGGAAACAGGAGGAUUGUAGGGUAACGCUAGCUUCAGCUGCUUGUUCUCCAUAGAGGAACAACAUUAUAGGAACUGGAUAUUUCACCGUCCUUCACAUUUAGUGCAAGAGGGGAUUGAGCUGUGGUAACGAGGUCCCACAGUUAAACGUGCUCAACCAUUUGAGAUUGAGACUUUACUGGCCAGUGUUGACAUCACCAGAAUCUUUAACAUCCCCUGGAGAGCAACAAGAUGCAAAAGAUAAAACUUCCUUUUUGAUAUCUUCAAAUUUACUAAAUAGCUAGACAUGUUUAAACAGACACUAAUAACGCUCAUACACAGAGUCCCCUCUGGGAUAUUUGGGUAAAAGUAUAAGUCAUUGUUUUGCCCCAAAUGUCACCAGGGGCUUUCGUAUGUUUGAGUUAUUGAGUUGGAAGUUUUAAAAAAAAUCCCCCAACAUGUCAACCUGAUACUUCUGACUGGGUAUGUAAGAAUUUCUCUAAUCUGUCCACAUGAAGUGAGUGUUCUGUGUUUGUCCUGACCCUCCCACUGUGGUGACCUCUUAGUUUGCCAGGAAAGCUUCAGUAUUUUAUGUUGUUUUUGCCCUUUAGCUUCACAAUUAUUUUUUUGCACAUUAUAUUGUUCUUAUUGAGGAGAGUGGAUAUAUUCAAAAGCUAGAAAGACACACAAACGGGCAAAUCUGAUGUCACACAGUCAAUAUAACAGUUAAAAAUAUGCAUGAACUUGUGUCUCUUUUUUUCUGCUGCUUUUACUUUCAGUCCUCUUUUCUUUUUUUUCAUUUAAUUUCACCGAAGUCAGAGUGGGUUAUUUUUUAACUCAUAAUUUGAGGUCUUGACUCAUCUGAAUGAGUCAUAGCAAGUCUGCCGACGUGUUUACUGUCACUACUUUCACUGCUCGGCUGUAGCUCUGUAUGAACACCAGGGGGCUGUGUGGAGUAGACAGGAACACAGCCACUCUUAUCGAAACUCUAAGCUUAGUUCAUGUACAGCAGAAGAAAGAAAAGCUUUGUCUGAUGGCCAGUCUUUUACUUUCAUUUCUGAUCAUUACUGUGUGUGUGUUUUCAGCUGAGGCUCAGGUCUCAGACAGUGGGCAUUGGUCCUUUUUUAUUUCUACUUCUAUUUGACAUAAUAUUAGUUUUAAAUCAGAGCGGUGCCACGUUUGUGUGAGUGAGCCAGAGCCCAAUGUUUUAAGCAUUGCUCAGUGCUUUUUUUGGAGGUUACUGCUUUUAUUACGCCCUUUUGGGAGUUAAAACGUUGAACAUUAAAGAUACAGAUUUAUUUAUGUGCUUCUUUAUGUUUUGACACAAAUAUUUUCCUCUGCUCUUUCCUAUCAUGGUAGAAAUAAUGAUACAAACCAAUUAGAUGCAAGUUGUGUAUGUUGCACUGCAGCUGCUAAAGGCAAUACAGACACUUUGAACGCCAUACUCGCUCUCACCAGACGAACACAUGAGCAUCGCUGAGAACACGCACUCGAUCUUUGUUGUAAAUACACUUGUUAGUGCAGCAUGUUGAAAAACGGGAGAAACAAAGUCCAAGUUUUGUAUUUUUAUUUCAGAACUGUGUUUUUAUUUGAGCAAUUUGUUGAAUUUUGGUUUCUAGUUCUUUGUAAAUAUAAAAGCUGCUCAUGAUGUUACUAUGUCAUGUCUAAUGGAUGAAUAUUGGAAGAAAUAAUAAAUGAUAUUUAGUCUGG